GAAGAAGAAGAAGAAGAAGAAGAAGAAGAAGGAAUAGAAGAAGAAGAAGAAGAGGAAGCAACAAAAGACCAACGGAACUGUGACUGACCGACGUAAACCGGUUCCAUGAAUUGAAUCUCGCCAGAUAUCGACUCGACGAUUGAAGCAACCCGAUCGAGGUUUUGCAAUUUUAUCAAUAAACAAAUCUUUACAUCGUCAAUCAACAAGAUUGAAACUGCUGCCGACAAAGGAUCUUUCUCACAGAAAGGAAGACUACAGUCUGAGUAAAAUCAAGUCUAGAAAUAUUAUAUUACGAGUAUCACAUUCGCGGAAUCCAUGCGUCAGACUGACCCGGGUGUAGUCGAGACGCUCGUCCGAUGGGACUUUGGUAGCCAUCAGUACCAGUUGAGGAGUACGAGUGAAUGGUCAGUUGAUUAACCUGAACGAGGUGGUUCGAGUCGAAGUCGCCAAGUCGAGAGAAUCGAAUUCGAUCGUUGUCUGCGGUGUCUUAUGGCCUACGCGUCUGAGAAAAUGCGUCUGUUUAUUGUAUUCGCCGUGAUAUUCGGCACGAACAACGCUUUCGUCUUAAGCGCCUGGCCGGAAAUUCCAAGCUUCAUGACGAACAUGUUGACGUCCUCUUCGCGCUCAACGACGCCCGCGCCGCCCAGCGAGAGUUACUGUCCCAGCUGCGCGCAAAAUAAAAUCGUGAUCAAUAACGACCCGCUGACCGAGCAGAGAGUGGAGUACGUGAAGCAGCAGAUCCUGAAGAAGCUGAGGCUGUCGAAGCCGCCCGAGGUCUUGAUGCCGCUGUCGACCUUGCCGAAGCCUCUGAUAAACGGCAAUGUGCUCGAACUUCGACCCGGAGCGCCGCUCGUGCCGGAUAAACCGGCGGAGAGUUUCUACGGGAAAACGGAUCAGGUCAUCGUGUUCCCGCGCGAAGAUGCUACGGCCGGUGUUACGAAAUACUGCCAAAGCUCGAAUCACCUAGGAAGGUUCAAUGCAGCCUGUUUCACGUUUUAUCUGCCGAACGAGAUGCAGUUUGUCGACGUGACCUCAGCGCAGCUCUGGUUCUACAAGGAGUACGACGAGAACGACUAUCUCAACCAGACCUUCGUACUAUCCGAGCUCGAUCACUGGGACCAAGGUGGCAGCUUCGAAAAGAACACCGUCAUGGCAAUCUUCGAGACCGAUAUUGGAGAGGGUUGGGUAGAAGCGAACGUAGAUUUCAUAGUGAAAAAGUGGGUAAAUCGACGCCGAUUGAAACACACCAUUCAAAUAGUCUGCAACACCUGCUCGGAUAACCGUAACACCGUUCCGGUGUCAGUCAAGAUGACCCUGAAGCCCUUCCUCGUGAUCCAUACAGCACCGUUGCCGCAAAGGAACAGGCCCAAGAGAAAUUCAAACUGUCAGCCCGAUAUGAAAGAAUGCUGCAGAGACGAGCUCUACAUUAACUUUCAAGAUAUCGGCUGGAGCGACUGGAUUCUACAUCCGAGCGGAUAUCACGCGUACUUCUGCCGGGGGUCCUGUUCCUCGGCAGCAUCCUUGACCUUAAGCGGCACGGGUCACAAUAACAUUAUUAUGAAAUGGUUGUCCAACAAAGGCAACGAGGUGCCGCGGAAGAACGAGAUAGUGCCGUGCUGUUCGCCGACGCAACUCGCCCCGAUUCAGCUACUCUACAUCGACACGAACAACACGAUCACACAGAAAACAUUACCGAACAUGGUGGUGGAGGCGUGCGGUUGCAUGUGACGCCAUCAUGAGGACAGAGAGAGAGAGAGAGAGAGAAAGAGAGAGAGAGAGAGAGGGGGGGGGAGGAGAGAGAGAGAGAAAGAGAGGAUGGGCCAGUAACCCCUGACGCGAGUACACCGGACUCUACCGAGCAAACACCCCUUACUUCAUCUAUCCUCGUGCCGACUUCUGCUCGCGCUUAAUCACCGUGAGUCUGAAUUUGCCGGGACUUGCCAUAUCCGUCCGUCUCGCGUGAACACCACGAGGAGAAAUCGGUUGUGUGUAUGAACUGAGCUGGCGAUGAGAGAUUACACAGCAACGAUCAGAGAUAGGAAUAUUUGUGACUGACCACAGUCGCAUUACGCGAGCCCACAUACUCUAUCUUGCAGUGUUGUAUGCAACGGUGCUCUAAUGCAAAGUUACUAUCGACUCCAUCUUCGAUUACCAUCUCCGACGAAGUAUUCCCGUGCUUCCUAUCUUGUUCGUGAAUGUCGAUCGGUCGAUUUGUAUCUCUUUGUGAAAUAUUCUACGACGUAUUAUCUAUUGCGUAUCCAAUUGACUCUUUUGACAACGUGUAAGAUUUUGUCGAAUGUGAUAUCUGUGAGUUGCCGAUAAAAGAGCAUAUGUCGUGAAAUUAUUUGCCUUGCAAUGUGUGUCUGUGUGUGUGUGUGUGUGUGUGUGUGUGUGUGUGUGUUAAUAUUAAUUUCAUAUUAAUUAUAUUAAUGAUCCGUUUUACGUGAAUAAGAAAGUGCCGAAAGAGACAUUGACACGCAUUCACCUCGACAGCAUAAUAGAACGUAAUAGAAUGUAAUAAUAGAAUGUAACACAAAAGUCGUGAGCUCCCGUAACGCGACGACGAUGUGUUCCAAGCCGAAACCUCGAUCUUAGGUUGAAUGCUCGAGCCGUGAGAUUUGAUCCGGACGCUCGCGAUGCCAUGGGAAAUUAAGGAGUACAUUAAGACGAGCCAAACCGAAUGGCGAGCUCGUUACGUAUUUUAGCAUAAGUAUCGACACCCCCGCGUGCCUCUCCGCAUGUUCACCAAGCCGACAGCGAGAGAUCUUUCGAGCAAUUUCGACAACGGCAAUGAACUUUACCGCGUGCACGCACACCCCUUUCGCGUCUGACUAUGUACGGCUGUAUUUCACUGCGAAUCUUCACCGAGAAUAUUCCGACGAACCGUGACGACCCCUAAUCUGAGAGAUCACUCUCAACAACAAUGUGUGAUAUGAUAAUCGUGAGAUAUUAAUUGAUAUAAUUCCAUAAUUGAUUCUACCAUAGACAUUAAAUACCUGAUAACAUCGAAUGAAUUUUUUUAUACAAGAGAUUACGUCCGAGCAAAGCAGCGGCCUUCCACAGCGAAAUAUCCUCAAAUCUUCAAUCUUUCCUCUGAGUUACGAGCAACGAUUAACGUCAACAACGAGUUAUCGUCACGUUUAAGAAUCGUCAAGAGAUAUAUUAUCUGUUGACGAUUAUCAAACCGGCUUAACUGAAUUUAACCAGCGUGACACGCGCGCUCAUAGAAUUUAUUUAUUACUAAGUUAAGAGAUUUAACGUUGUUGCGCCGUUUUCGCGGUUAGCUCGCGGGCACGACUGCAAAGCAAGUAAAUAAAAUGCAAUAGUGAUUAUUCUAGAAGUAAAUACGCGCAAUUACGGUACGAUAGUGUCGAUAAGUAUAUUAUUAAGCGACGCUAAGCCGAUAUACUGCGGCUGACACGUCGAGAUGAACGGCGAGAAGUUUGGCUAUAUGUCGAAAGCUCCCGAA
Molecule: messenger RNA, 3469 nt
Organism: Harpegnathos saltator (Jerdon's jumping ant)
Lineage: Eukaryota; Metazoa; Arthropoda; Insecta; Hymenoptera; Formicidae
Gene: daw
Product: activin beta chain dawdle
Exons: 5
Coding region: 490-1728 (412 amino acids)
Cellular component (GO): extracellular region
Molecular function (GO): cytokine activity; growth factor activity
Source: RefSeq, a predicted model, not a curated record